Molecule: messenger RNA, 1273 nt
Organism: Chara braunii
Lineage: Eukaryota; Viridiplantae; Streptophyta; Charophyceae; Charales; Characeae
Source: the annotation of a GenBank genome assembly
GGUCUCUCAUUGGCUGGUCCGUGGGUGGUAAUGUCGUCGUGCCCGGUAUGUGUGUCGCCGAUGUCUGGCGCUCCACUCCUACUCCUGUGGUUGCAGGCUGCAUCCUCUCGGCCAUAUUCGGAGUUGAUAUCGACUGUGACAAAGGAGUGGUGUUGGUGUUGGCUGUUACUCUCAGGGUAGGAGUAGAUAGUAUCAAGGUGACGUGGACGCGGAUCAGUGAGCAGCCUGCGUGCAUCGAGUACCUGGAGCUGUUGAUCCUGCAGGCUUGGAAAACGGACGUGGAAGGCGACCUUCUCGGUUUCCUCUUCGGAUCGGUGCGACCAGGCCAUCGCCAGUCUAUCGUCCAAGAGCUCAUCGUUCCGCUCACGCAAUUGGCUGGCGAUCUCCCCCUCGACAUCGUUUCGCAGAGCGACGACAAUCCCGCUCCGCGCAUCGUCACGCGAACAUUGGUGCCGUAUCUCCAGUGGACCGCUUGCUUGGAAGAACCGGGGAGUGAUAGCACUCUGCCAUCACGACAGGAAUACUUGAAGCUGUACGGGAUCAUCGAUCACGCCUUCUAUCCGAAGGAGCCCGAGGUGCUUGGAGGAGAAGAGGAAGUCACUGAAGAAGAGGGCGACGCCGACGAAGAAACGUCGGAGGAGGGGAGUUAUAGUGAGUACAGCGAAGGGGAGCAGAGUGAGGAGGAGGAGGAGCUAGAAGAAGAAGAAGACGAAGAGGAGGAAGCCAGAUCGGAGUGGGAGGACUUGCCGGAAGAGGCAGCGCGCACAGGCACAGAAGCGAAAGAUCCCGAAGCGGCAUGCAGAAGGGAAGAGAUCGCCACCGUGAAAAACCAGCUGGAGAUCGCCAGUGGGGCAAGCUUGUGCAUCAACGACGAUCCGACCAGGGAUCUAGAGCCCCCCGAGCCCGAGGAUGGCGGAUCAGCAACCGCGGCUCCGAGCGCAUCGCGACGGAGACGGAGUCGAUCCCCCUCCCCCUCCACCCCAACCCGUCCCCCAGUUCGUCCACGUACCGAUGCAGGGAAUCGGCCUUCGUCCCCGGUCAUUAUCCCGCCGUCCCCUUGAUUACCUUACCCUCUCCGAGAUCUCUACCCCCGUCACCUUUCCUCGCAACCCCUUUCCUCCCAACACUUUCCAACACUUCUACUCCACCCGUCUCGCCGUCACCAUCCAUCCCAGCCCUUCCCUUCAAGCCGCGAACCCCGCAUUCUGUCUACACGUCCUCCUAUUCAGUGCCGCGUGGCGACAGAAUAACGCAGUAAAAGUCUAUUGCGUAA